ACAACGUAACAAGACGGGAAGUAAACCGGAAGCCUUAAAUCGUCCGUUUGUUUGUUUGCUACCGCUGUUUUCUAACCAGAAGCUGUCUGCUACAGGUCGUGUAUGUGUUGCCUCAAGAAUAUCGGCAUUAAUAUGCAGCUGUAGACAACGUUAUCAAAAGAGUUGCUGGUGUAAAAUCUGUGAAGAUGCACAGCCGCCUGCAGGAAUUGAAGAAGGAAGAGGAGACUCUCCUUAAAAUCAAAGUCAUGCUACAAGACCAGCUAAACAGGUUAAAGUUUGAAGAAGGGGCCUUGAAAUCAAUCAUUAAAGCUCAAACAGAGGAAGGAGCAUCAGAAUGCCCAUCCCCGGAAAUUGAGACCAACGUCAACCUUGACGAUGAAAUCAAGAUAAACAGCACCAAGCUGCUUCUGAACACUGCUACAGAUUAUGACAUGAAAGAAGAAGAAGAAGAGGAGGAGGAGGAGGAGGAGGAAGACGAGGAGGACGACGACAAUGAAGAUGGUGACGAGUUCGGUUUUGCACCUGACGGGGAUGAAGAAGAUGAUGACGAUUACUGAGCUACGUUAACGCUUAAUGCGGCCUCAGUGUUUCUACAAUCUAACAGCAUAGAUUUGUUAACCUGUGUACUACUUUUCAUGUGAGAAGUUUUAAUUUAUUGUCAUGCGGUGUGUAGCAGUCGGGUUGAUGUGCGGUGCUAAUUGUAUCCUCUCCUCUCCUCACCUUUUAGAAUCCAUGUUUCCAAUUUAGUGAGCAUUGCCACACCAAAGUAAACCAGUAGGUGCUUGUACUCUACUAGGUGCCGCAAAUGAGACAUUAAAACGUGCCUGUUAGCAUGAAACAGUAUGGCUGGGCCAUAUAGAAAAUGACAUAAGCACAAAAUAAAAAUUUUGUAUUUUUUAUGUUGUAUAUGAAUAUUUUCAUUUACAUGUGUUAUUAUUAUAUGUUAUUUGUAAUUAUGACAAAGAUACAGUAAAUGUUUUUCAGCUGAAAUAAAGUGUACGACAGUU
Molecule: messenger RNA, 1007 nt
Organism: Doryrhamphus excisus (bluestripe pipefish)
Lineage: Eukaryota; Metazoa; Chordata; Actinopteri; Syngnathiformes; Syngnathidae
Gene: snapc5
Product: small nuclear RNA activating complex, polypeptide 5
Biological process (GO): transcription initiation at RNA polymerase III promoter; transcription by RNA polymerase II
Cellular component (GO): nucleus
Source: RefSeq, a predicted model, not a curated record